GAGGCGCCGGGCCAGGCCGGAGCCGGACUACGGGAGCCGACGCGGGCCGCGCGGUGGGCGCGGAGCAGCGCGGCAGGCCGGACGGGCCGCGGCAGCAGCGGAGGAGGCCGCGUCGGUCGGUCCGAGUGGCGGAGGCGGCGCGGGCGGCGGCGGGGGGCCGGGUGGCCGGGGUCCCGGGCCCCGCAGCGGCGGCGGCGGCGGCAGCAGGAUGAUCAAGCUGUUCUCGCUGAAGCAGCAGAAGAAGGAGGAGGAGUCGGCGGGCGGCACCAAGGGCAGCAGCAAGAAGGCGUCGGCGGCGCAGCUGCGGAUCCAAAAGGACAUAAACGAGCUGAACCUGCCCAAGACCUGUGAUAUCAGCUUCUCAGAUCCGGACGACCUCCUCAACUUCAAGCUGGUUAUCUGUCCUGAUGAGGGCUUCUACAAGAGCGGGAAGUUUGUGUUCAGUUUUAAGGUGGGCCAGGGUUACCCGCAUGACCCCCCCAAGGUGAAGUGUGAGACGAUGGUCUAUCAUCCCAACAUUGACCUCGAGGGCAACGUCUGCCUCAACAUCCUCAGAGAGGAUUGGAAACCAGUCCUUACGAUAAACUCCAUAAUUUAUGGCCUGCAGUAUCUCUUCUUGGAGCCCAACCCUGAAGACCCACUGAACAAGGAAGCUGCUGAGGUCCUGCAGAACAACCGGCGUCUGUUUGAGCAGAACGUGCAGCGUUCCAUGCGGGGUGGCUACAUCGGCUCCACCUAUUUUGAGCGCUGCCUGAAAUAGGGUCAUCAAGCACCCACCCCUGCCAGGGCCACCAGCCCCGGCGUCCCCUGCAAAUAUUUAUUGGGGGCCACAGGUGGGGGGAUUGGGACAGCAGGUAGGGUAAUCCCAUGCCCUGCCUUUGCCUCCCCUUCCUGCCACCGGCUCCUAGUUAUUUUUUUUUUAACCACCAUGUGAUUAAGGUCGGCACGCAGCCUCCUCCCGACCCGCUCAGCGAUGGGAAAUGAAUUGGCUUGCCCCGCUGGGUGCCAUCCAGCCUCCCACUCUGGGCUCUGGGGUGGGUGGCCAAGGGGACUGGGUGGCUGGGGCUCUGCCACCCCAUUCCUCCACCACUGGAGGUCCCACCAGGCUAUUAAAGGGUAAUGUUACUGCA
Messenger RNA from Molossus molossus (Pallas's mastiff bat), 1130 nucleotides. It is a transcript of the gene UBE2M, whose product is annotated as ubiquitin conjugating enzyme E2 M. Bases 209 to 760 code for a protein of 183 amino acids. Lineage: Eukaryota; Metazoa; Chordata; Mammalia; Chiroptera; Molossidae. The transcript is spliced from 6 exons. The record is from RefSeq and is a predicted model, not a curated record.